AUGGUGUUUAUAAUUGGCACAAUUUCGGCCGUAUAUGUUUAUUCCGUCCCAUCGACAUGGAAUGUUGGUGCUAGUGAUGGUGCACUUAAGCACGAAACUUUCCUCCGAGCUAACAAUCAGGAUGAAAAUAAAACAUUUGCUGCUGCUAUUCGGGCCUGCGAAAGAGCAAUUGGUCGUGAAUUGAACAAGGAUCAAAUUCAGCAAGUUCAUCGUGCAAUCAGCAAACAAGGCUAUGGGUACCAUGAAAUUGUCGAAGAAUGCGUUGCUAUGUUUGGCUAAAUUUUAGUUUUCAUAUGACUAUUCUUUGUUUUCAUUGCUGCAAACAAAUUUUUUCCACAAAAGUGAAUAAAUAGUCGAGAAAUUAAUGAAGAGAAAGGGUCCAAAUGCAAAUGUGUGUACCUAAAAUUGAAUGUCUAUCAUUUGCCACAACUUGCAAUUCCCUGAAUUGGUCCCUAAAAAAGAUCCCUAAAUUAAUCCCUAUUUUGUCAUCAGAACAUACGAUAGCGUUUCAUGUAUCCACAAAUAGGAAUUCGAUGCAGGGAGUGAUUUAGGGAACCACAAUUUGUGGCAAAUGAUAACCUACUCUUAAAAUUCGAGUAAGAAUGAUUUCUCCUUUUUAUUAGAACAAUGACGCAUGCAGAGGCAGAUCACUGAGAAACUCUCGCUACUUGCGAAUAUUAUAAAUGAACUUCGAUCAAGUUCUUGCCGAGAAUCGAACUUUAAACUAAUUCUAUUUAUAGAGUAUAUUACUUCUUCAUCAAUUAAAGCACUAAGAGUGUGGGUGUUGGUGUGGGUGUGGGUGUGGAGCGCGGGUGUGGGUGCGGAUGGGAGUCUACUCUUUCCACACCCACACCCACACCCACACCCACACACCCACACCCACACCCACACCCACACCCACACCCACACCCACACCCACACCCACACCCACCCAC
Molecule: messenger RNA, 935 nt
Organism: Rotaria sp. Silwood1
Lineage: Eukaryota; Metazoa; Rotifera; Eurotatoria; Philodinida; Philodinidae
Source: the annotation of a GenBank genome assembly